CUCUCUAAAAACCCCCUUGGACUUAAAUGCACUCCAGACCGAGUGAUGGUCAAGAUAAGUAGCUAAAAGCCAGAAAUUAUCGACACAUCAGAAGAUCCACAGGAUUCGUCACAGUGCACUUGCAACAAAACAUAACUGCAGUUCCUCUAUUUUGACGUCGGUAUAUUUGUGGUGAAAUUUAUCACGAAUAUGCUUCAGACGAACCACGGAAUGAGUAUUCCUGCGCUGGUUCCGCCGCGAUUUGAAGAGCCAAACUACGGGAUGAACACAAGUUCUCCAAGGCCACCACCGUUCUCGAUGUGUCAACCCCAUGCGUCCAACUCACUCGUUCCGUCUGCGCGAGUCUUGCAAGAGGUCCUGUACUCUAACGAGAUGAAUUACCCCAGUUAUAUGCCUGAUAUGCCCAACAACCAAAGCUUGCCUCUUCCAUGGAUGUCUUCUUGGCAUCAGAGACAGAAUCUGCCAUACCUCGGUCACCCUCGCCCAGGAGACUUUUACCCUUAUCCUGAAUAUGGUGACAUGGAUGAAUCAGGCAUGUAUCCCCCAAAGAAGAAACGGGCACGAACAACCUUCUCGGCAGAGCAACUCAAGCGAUUAGAGAAACGCUUCGUAGGUAAUCACUACAUCGUCGGAGAAGAACGACAGAGAAUCGCCAAAGAAUUGGACCUGUCCGAAGCGCAGGUCAAGGUUUGGUUCCAGAAUCGAAGGAUAAAAUUCAAGAGAGACGAAGAACUCGAAAAGCUUGGGAAAAGCAAAAAGCGUAAAGGGGAACAUCAUGUGCGAAAAUGGCAACUAACGACACGGCAUUUUGGACCCGAAACGGACACGCUAUUCCACAGCGAUUACGAUAAUACCUCUAGAAAGCAUAAUUAGAAUCAAUUUGUUCUUUAGAGCACUUUACAAGAUAAGCAGAAACGCGCUGAAGGCUCGAAGGAAAAUUAAUUUAAUACCAAAGAGGUUGGUACCGCCGCGCUAAUGUCUUUUCCAUCCAUUCGGAACACUGACCACUGGCUGCGAAACUCCAAAUUUUGUGAGCAUAUUGCUUCAUGGCGAAUUGAAGUACACUACUUCCUCUCUCUCUUGUAAAUAUUUUGUUAGUGUUAAACAGAAGAGUUUAUAGGACACGAAAUCAACUAUUAGAAGCUAUAUAGGCCGAUUAGAUGACUCACGCUCCGGAACAUCUGUAACAACUUUCGUAAUGACCGUAUAGGCCUCUAAUGUUUUCAAGAAAUGUCAAAGUCUUUGGAGUUAUUAACGGCUUUUUAAGGUGAACAGAUUAACACUGGUUUCGCUGAUGCGAUAGUCUCUACAAACAGCUUUUACUCCGUAUGAACUUCCCGGAUAAUAUGCCCUAAUGAUAACUAAUUAUAUCGUUCAAUAAAUGUCCGUAUCACCGGCUAGUGGAGGCAAUGGAACAACAACAAAUGUAAUCUGUCAUAGGUGCUUUUCCUCAAGUGGCCUUAAAAGCUUGGUAAAUCUGUGCUUAUGUUCCAAUUGUACAUAUUUCAAAAGUAUUCUGUAGUUAGAUUCAAUACCAAAAACAUUUAUGCGUUUACCGCAGCUUUGCGCGCGGGAAAAGCUUCUCAAGAGUCAUUGGAUUUGCGUGAUCUCGGUUAAACCGCAAUUUCCAUGUUAUUUAUAACAUACAUGUUUAUUCCACAAAUAAAGAAGUU
Molecule: messenger RNA, 1673 nt
Organism: Pocillopora verrucosa
Lineage: Eukaryota; Metazoa; Cnidaria; Anthozoa; Scleractinia; Pocilloporidae
Product: homeobox protein EMX1
Biological process (GO): central nervous system development; neuron differentiation; regulation of transcription by RNA polymerase II
Cellular component (GO): nucleus
Molecular function (GO): DNA-binding transcription factor activity, RNA polymerase II-specific; RNA polymerase II cis-regulatory region sequence-specific DNA binding
Source: RefSeq, a predicted model, not a curated record